AUGGCUUCACUUUUGAGGGGUGCAACGAAAGGUGUCGUAGACACAGCCGAGAAAACGACGUCUGUGGUUGACAACAAUCUCAAAGACAUCUCCGAUAGCCUAGGCGGAAACACGGCCAAGGAUACGACCUCUUCCAACCCGGACAAGGCUGCCGCAGCUGCUAAAGUCCUCAAGGGCGGCGCAGCCCCGGUCCUCCACGUCUAUUCAUAUGACGGACAAACCAAGGUCAUUAAGGAGAAAGUCUGCAUUGCCUUCUCCAAUGUUGACGAGGAAAACAUGGACCUUUCCGACAUCCGGGAGUUGCUUAUUGGCGAGAAAUCAUUGGAGCCGAGGCUACUGACGAGCAGCUUCACAAACCAAUGUGGAGCCAAGGUCGCAGAUACGACCAGCUUCAAGACAUAUCUGCAGAUCCUGAAUGAGAAGGCCACUGAGCUCGGGGACAAAGCUCAAGACAAAGCCGGCACUUAUCGCGUGUAUCUCAGGUCAAAAAAGAUCCUCGAGACAAAUCCUUACUAUGGCCUUCUUGAAAGAGGUGAAAGGGUUGCUGUAGACAAGAAGAUCCUGGAUCUCCCUGUCGCUCAACAACCAAAACAGGUCGACGGAACCACGAGCUUCAGUCACAAUAUUUUUCUCAAUCCAACAACAACUUUCUCGAUCAUCCAUCCUGCCGACAUGUCUGAAAAGCAUUGGUCGGUCGUGAUGAGAAAUAACUCUCUGCUCCAUUCUUACAGAGUUGUUGAUCACAAUGGCGAGAAAUUUGUCGAGCGUUCAUUGUACCCCAGCUUUGUCUUGAAACCGCGCAACUUCUGGAACUACCAGAUCAGCGCGACGGCUGAGGUGGACUCGAUUUCUGACCAAAGGCAAUCGCUCCGAAUUCCACGUUUCCAGAUCGAAGACGACAGCUAUAUCAGACAGUAUGAAACGAAGCAAUCGGUUUCUCGUGCCAUUGCUCAAGCAUGCCUGUCCGAGACUGACGCGAAGCUGGCUAUCGAGGGCGGUGCAUUCGGAUAUAGCGCCAGUGCAUCUGGAAGCUGGAGUGAAAGCCAUUCGUCAGCCUCAGGCUCUAGUACCAGUCAAGACAGUCGCGUGAUGACAAUCACUUACAAUUUCCCUCGCGUUAUCAUCGACUUCGACCCUUCGAGUCUUGAUUUGAGCGAGGAAUGCAAGGCCGACCUGGAAGGUGUCAAUACCGCCGAAGCCGUGGAAGCUUUCAAGAACAAAUACGGUCGGUUCUUCGCCACCAGGAUUGAGCUGGGUGGUCGCUUGCAUAGUUCCGAGGAGAUCCAAUCCACCGAUGCAGCUGCCAGUGCCCAACAGGCCAAGUCGAUGAGGGCAGCUGCGGCCCUUUCCUUCUCGGCGCCGUGGGCCCAGGCAUCGGCCAGUGCGAGCCAUAACAAUUCGUCUAGUUCCAGCUCCGAAAGCAAGGAGAGCGUCUCACACAGCGCGAUUAGCUGGGAAGCCCAGGGCGGGGAUACUCUCCAGUGUAACAAUCCUCCUGCCUGGGCUUACACCGUCGGCUCGUUCUACAACUGGCGGGCGAUCAAAAAGUCAAAGGUCCUCGCGCUCGAAGAGAUCAUAUCCAUGGUGCCCGGGUAUCAAGAUACCAAGGUCAAGUUUGCAACCCUCCUGGCCGCGGCGGCGAAGCCAGAGCAGGAGAAGCCCGACGUGGCGACCGCCGGAAGGGUAAUCAAGUUUCGACUGAGUACGGCAAUGGAUGACGUGGUAGUCCCACCCACUGGAGAGGACAUUAACAUCGGCGACAUCCUUCAGACACUGAUGAAAGAGGACAGCGUCCUUACCUCAGAGCGAGUGAGCUUUUUGAUGCAGCUAGGGAUCAAUAGGGAGAAUAGUGUACCAUUGCAGUGUGUCAAGAGCGAAUCAGGCCCAACCGCAUUUAGCAUCACCACCUCGGCUGAGCUGCCGGAGGCAAAGCUCGUAUACAACCAGUUGUAUAAGAUCCAAACCACCGAUGCAGCCGAGGGACAAUGGCUUGGUGUCAACCCCGUCAAGUCCGGUUUCCUGACCAAAACUCUGAUCUGGGCAGGCGACGAAGAAGAUGCAACAUUUUUCGCCUUCUUGCCAAUAAACGACGGCUCGAAAAACAACUACAUCGCCGGAGAUAGAAUGGUUAUGAUAGCUCUCUAUGACAAAAACCUCGACCGGAUUGGAUUGGCGUCGUCUAUGUCGUCCAACAUCGGCAAUGACGUGGAACGCGUGCGCGAAGGAAUUUAUUUCAAUGUUGAUUACAUUGAGUCUUAG
This is a messenger RNA of Aspergillus melleus, 2259 nucleotides long. RefSeq lists its product as uncharacterized. The transcript is spliced from 16 exons. Bases 1 to 2259 code for a protein of 752 amino acids. Lineage: Eukaryota; Fungi; Ascomycota; Eurotiomycetes; Eurotiales; Aspergillaceae. The record is from RefSeq and is a predicted model, not a curated record.